Anisakis simplex (herring worm) is the source of this 1512-nucleotide messenger RNA. NCBI's taxonomy places the organism in Eukaryota, Metazoa, Nematoda, Chromadorea, Rhabditida, Anisakidae. The record is from the annotation of a GenBank genome assembly.
AUGUAUAUAAAUUUAAAACAACAAGAACCGCCAAUUGAUCGUGCUAUAAUAUCGCGUAUUGCAUCGAGAUGGAUGAAUGCUAUGUUGCAGCACACAAAUCUUAAGAAAUGCGACAGACUCAACUACGUGUCGAGGUUUCCUGUGCACCCAACGAGCGCCGUACCACACGACACUAAAUUUUCUAAGGCAUACCUCAACAAAAAGAAGAAGGUUGCCUCGACCGGUAUGCUUCUCUAUUAUUUAGCGGCCAUCUUUAAAGGGCUGCAUCCUCGAGUUGAUGAUGAUUUUGUUGAUAAACUCAACUAUCAUUAUACUUCAGCGAUCAUAUUUGCGUUCGCCAUAAUUGUUUCUGCUAAGCAAUAUGUCGGUUAUCCUAUUCAAUGCUGGGUUCCAGCACAAUUCACGGACGCUUGGGAACAGUAUACGGAGAAUUAUUGUUGGGUAGAAAAUACCUAUUAUCUGCCUCUUACCAGUGCUUUUCCUCUAGAAUACGGCGAUAGACGAGCUCGCCAAAUCAGUUAUUACCAAUGGGUUCCAUUUGUUUUAGCGCUUGAAGCGCUAAUGUUCUACAUUCCAUGUAUUAUGUGGAGGGGUCUGCUACACUGGCAUUCAGGAAUCAAUGUGCAAAGUCUCACACAAAUGGCAUGCGAUGCAAGGAUGAUGGAUGCCGAUGCAAGAGCUGCUACUGUGCAAACGAUUGCCGGCCAUAUGGAGGAUGCACUCGAAAUACAGCGAGAGGUAACUGAUGUAUCAGGACUGUGUGUGGGCAAGCGUUGGGGAUCGUACGUUACAUGCCUUUAUGUGUUCAUAAAGACACUUUAUCUUGUCAACGUUGUUGCGCAAGUGUUCUUAUUGAAUACAUUUCUCGGCACUGAUAACCUCUUCUAUGGCUUCCACAUCCUCAAAGACCUUUUGAACGGCCGGGAAUGGGAAGUGAGCGGUAAUUUUCCACGUGUUACAAUGUGCGAUUUCGAGGUGCGCGUUUUGGGUAACGUACAUCAUCAUACAGUGCAGUGCGUGCUUAUGAUUAACAUGUUCAAUGAAAAAAUUUUCUUGUUUCUAUGGUUUUGGUAUUUUAUGGUUUCUAUCGUCAGCACAUUUUCGAUGGGUCAUUGGAUGCUCAUAUCAUUUCUGCCUGGACAGCAUAUGAAGUUUAUUCGGAAAUACCUGAAAGCUACGGACCUCGCAACGGACAGGCAGUCUGUUAAAAAGUUUGUUCACAAAUUUCUUGGAUACGAUGGUGUAUUUUGUAUGAGGAUGAUUAGUGCACACGCUGGCGACAUAAUGGCUACUGAAUUGAUUGUCGCAUUAUGGCAUAAUUUCAAUGACAGGGUACGGAAGAGUCCGAUCGAAAUGUUCGAGGGUGGUGUAACGCAGAGUCCAAGCAAAUUGGACGCUAAUUUUAAGACGUGGCUCUUAGGUCAGACAAGGAACAAGCCACCAUUUGAAGGUGGUAAUCCGACACGUGGCAAGAAGCGGAGGAAAUCAGAUGGAUAUUUUACUUUUGUUUAG